AUGCACAAUACUAGCGUGUGUUGCAACGUUUUGAUUAUCGGAGGAGGUCUAGCUGGUCUCUCAGCAGCUCACUAUUUCAAUUCGGUGGGUAUGAGCGACUUUUUAAUUGUUGAAGCAGACAAUAGAUUGGGAGGAAGAAUUUAUUCCGACUUGAAAACUGGUAUUGAAAUUGGAGCUGAGUUCAUCCAUGGUGAGGGAAAUAUGGCGUACGAUAUUGUUGCCAACAAGAUGAAAGUGCCAUUACACAUGGUGUUUGAUUUCUCAAAGACAGAUCCCAAACAACACGGAGCAAUGUAUUUCAUUGAUGGUAAAUUACACGGAAUUGAUUCCCCAAUUGCUAAGCAAAUGCUCAAUUACAUUGAUGAUUUGAUGAAUGAUGAGCAAUUGAAAAAAGGACCAGACAUGUCUGUUAAGGAAUGGCUGAUUUCCAGAAAGGUUCCUGAAAAGUAUCAUGUCUUCAUUGAUUCACUAUUAGCUAAAACUAAUGGAGGAUGUUUAUUAUCAGCUUCUGCUAAAGGUCUUCAAGAAGAAGGAAACAAGUGGCCAUACGGUUCUGGAAACUUUCAACUGAACGAUGACAAUUACAUGGAACCAUCCAUGAUGAAAUAUUUAACAAGUAAUUUGUGCUUGAAGGAUCAAGUCAGGUUGAAUUAUAAGGUUUACAACAUUGAUUACACAUGUAAAAAUGGAAUGAUUAAGGUGAACAAUGGAGAAAUUAUGUGUAACAAAGUUAUUUUAACGGUUCCAAUUUCUGUAUUGAGAAGCCAACAAAUUGUUUUCAAUCCACCAUUGUCUCCCUUGAAGACGCACAUUAUUCAGAACAUGCUUCCAAUGCAGAGUGGUAUGAAGGUUGUGUUGAGGUUUAAGAGACCAUUUUGGAGAGAGCUAAUUCCAGACACAAAUAUCAUUAUUCUAGGUGAUAACCAUCCAUUUGUUGCUCAAUUAUGGUUCCCUCAUGUUUCCCAGAAGAAGCACGAUGAGUUUGGCUAUUACUUAACUGGAUUCAGCAUGGGAAAUAAGACUGACAACGCAUUAUUCUAUUCUGAAGAAGAAAUUGCCAAUAGUGUGAGAGAACUAGUUCAAAAAGUUUUCAACCUCAACGCCAAUAACGAUGGAUUUAUUGGGGGAAUUGUGAAGAAUUGGCAGUCAUUCCAAUUUGUUGGAGGGUCUUACUCAUUUGCUGGAGUUUCUGACGCUUCAAGAAUGAAUUUUGUUGAGAACUGCAGAGAAGUGUUAGCUGAACCAAUUGAGAAUAGAAUAUUUUUUGCGGGAGAAGCUUAUGCUGAUUACUCUCCUGCAUCACUUCAUGGAUCCUUAGAGACGGGUCAAAAAGCAGCACAAACAAUUAUGUCUAAACAUUCAAAAUUAUAA
Naegleria lovaniensis is the source of this 1371-nucleotide messenger RNA. RefSeq lists its product as uncharacterized. Lineage: Eukaryota; Heterolobosea; Eutetramitea; Acrasida; Naegleriidae. The record is from RefSeq and is a predicted model, not a curated record. The transcript is spliced from 2 exons. Bases 1 to 1371 code for a protein of 456 amino acids. Gene Ontology annotation, molecular function: oxidoreductase activity.